Penicillium olsonii is the source of this 1611-nucleotide messenger RNA. The record is from the annotation of a GenBank genome assembly. Lineage: Eukaryota; Fungi; Ascomycota; Eurotiomycetes; Eurotiales; Aspergillaceae.
AUGGCUGGAUCUGGGCUCCACCAGAUGCCUAUGACAACGUCCUUCUCUAACCACGAUGUUCUCAAAAGAAUUCACGACGUUAUACCUACAAUACGGGAGAUUAAAGAGAUCGGCGGCACUGCAGGCAUGUCCAUUGGAAUCAUGAAAUAUGGAGAAAUUAUCUACGAAGACCACCUGGGUUUCGCAGAUGUGGGAAGUCAACAGGUUGCCGAAUCCGGGACAAGAUACCCAAUCGGGUCCAUAACGAAAUCGUUUGCUGCGGCAACUAUCGCUCAACUGGUUCAUGAGGGCCGGCUUGAGUGGAACAAGCCCAUCACCACGUACUUACCCGAACUCUCAUCCGCCGUCGGUCCAAUGCCUGCGAAUCAGCUCACAUUGGUCGAUCUCCUGUCGCACCAGACAGGUCUGCCCAGCUUCGAUGUCGUAUGGCUCGGGGCAAACAACGAGAUCAAUGUACCCAAGGAAUUUACUACCGCUUUCUGCAAGCACAUGCCACCACUAUACCCGGCGCGUUCCAAGUGGGUGUACAAUAACUGGAUGUACGCGUUAGCUGGCGAGAUAAUCGAGCGAGUGACACAUGGUUCCUGGGGCCAUGCGCUAGAGUCGCGUGUUCUGUCCCCGCUCGGGUUGUCUCAAACUUCAGUCAUAGAAUCGGAAAUACCAGAUGGGUCAACGGCAUUGCGGUAUGCAAUCCUCGAUGACAAGACGCAAUGGCGAAUCGGUGAUGUCAAACUCACAAAUGGAAAUCUAAUGUCCACAGCUGGUGGGAUCCGAAGUACUCUUCCCGAUCUACUCUCGUGGGGAGACCACUUAUUAUCGGUUCUCGACGGUAAAGAGUCGCCUCUCCAUGAAAUGGAAAACAUCUUUUCUGGCCAUAGCUUCAUCAACAAAUCCAGCUCAUUCGACGAAUUGUACGGGCUGGGCUUUGCAAAAGUCACUCUGCCAGCGCAGUUUGGAAAAACAGGGUUCAACCCAGUUCUCCUCGAAUCAAUGCCGGUGAUUGGAUGUAAAUCCAAGAAUGAUCUUGUCUUCUAUCACAACGGCGCACUUCCGGGGUACAACCAUUGUAUCAUCCUGGUUCUAGCGGAACAGAUAGCGAUUGUGGUCAUGACCAACUCUAUCUCGCAAGGUGAUAUUGCUGACUGGGUUGGACAAUCGCUUCUUCAGGCUAUCUUGGACCCUGAGAUCAAAGUAGACCUGCUUUCACUUGCCCAUGAAACAGUUGAGAAGUGGAGGACGGGAUACUUGAAGAUCGUCGAAACGCUCGAGGAGGAACGAAUUCCAGACACCGACCAGCCAUCGCGGAAAGAACUCAUCAGGAAAUAUGAGCAUUCCACAAAGGCGCUUUUCUUCAAUGUGUUUGAGGAAGACGAUCUUCUUAAAUUCAGCAUUAACAACAAGAUUUCACAAACUCACACAUUGACUCAUUAUCAUGGCGACUCCUUUUCCUUCUUGCCCUCGGCAGAGGAACGGAUGAAGCGAGGUCUGUUCCACUAUGGAACACAUGCUUGGCUACUGAAUUUCAAGAGAAAUGACAGGGGAGAUGUCGUGAAACUUGCAUGGGUUAUUGACGAUUUGAUACCGGAGGGAGAGAUUUUUGAGAGAAUUUGA